Penicillium arizonense is the source of this 105-nucleotide messenger RNA. RefSeq lists its product as uncharacterized. NCBI's taxonomy places the organism in Eukaryota, Fungi, Ascomycota, Eurotiomycetes, Eurotiales, Aspergillaceae. The record is from RefSeq and is a predicted model, not a curated record. Bases 1 to 105 code for a protein of 34 amino acids. The transcript is spliced from 2 exons.
AUGGCUGACCACUACGACCUGAUCUGGAGCAUUCACCGCGCUGAUUUCCGAGUCCACACCUUCAUACAGUGGGCCUUUUUGACCUUUGCCACGCCGGCCAACUAG